This is a messenger RNA of Trichobilharzia regenti, 348 nucleotides long. Lineage: Eukaryota; Metazoa; Platyhelminthes; Trematoda; Strigeidida; Schistosomatidae. The record is from the annotation of a GenBank genome assembly.
AUGAUAAUAUCGUAUGGUAAACUUGAUGUCGUUAACCUUGUGGUUGUUGUUUUUGAUGUGACCGAUGCUGAAAGCUUCUCUACUGCAAAGUCGAGAGUAUCGGAAUACCGGAAGCAAGCCAGUGAGAUCUCCGUACCAAUUGUUCUUGUGGGCAGUAAAAUAGACCUUGGAUUUAGACGUGUUAUAGACAAGAAUAAAGCCCAAAAGUUUGCGGAUGAAUUAAACGUUCCAUACUUUGAAACUUCUGCUAAAGAGGCAGUCGGCAUAGAAGCUCCGUUUUUAUAUCUAAUUAAAGAAUAUUAUCAGCUGUAUACAGAUUCAGUUCAACGUUAUCAAAUUCUAAUAUAA